AUGGCGGCGGCCGUGGCGCCGCCGCUCUGCACCUGGCUCGUCGCCGCCUGCCUCUCCGCGGCCUGCGGCGAUGGCGAGAAGGAGACGCAACGCAGGCACCGCGGUGGCGGCGUCGGGGGUCUCUUCGGCUCGCGCCGCCGCCUCGGCUCUGGGCGCCGCGGCGGGGCGCGCUCUGGAAUGGCCAUGUCUGUUGCCUUGCAUCCUGAAAGGACAGUUGUGGAAAGUAAGAAACCUGAUAUGAAAGAAAGGAGAGUGGUUGUCACUGGCAUGGGCGUAGUGACGCCACUAGGCCAUGAUCCUGAUGAAUUCUACAAUAACCUUUUAAGGGGUAUCAGUGGAAUAAGCGAGAUAGAGGCAUUUGAUUGCUCUCACUAUCCCACGAGGAUCGCGGGAGAAAUCAAAUCGUUUUCGACAGAUGGUUGGGUUGCAGCAAAGCUAGCUAAGCGAAUGGACAAAUUUAUGCAAUAUUUGAUAACGGCUGGAAAGAAAGCAUUGGAGAAUGCUGGAAUCACUGAAGAAGUCAUGAAUGAGUUGGAAAAAUCAAGAUGUGGAGUCCUCAUUGGGUCUGCUAUGGGUGGCAUGAAGGUUUUCAGUGAUGCGAUUGAAGCUUUGAGGGUUUCCUACAAGAAGAUGAACCCAUUUUGUGUACCUUUUGCAACUACAAACAUGGGUUCUGCGAUACUUGCUAUGGAUCUGGGUUGGAUGGGCCCAAAUUACUCUAUCUCUACUGCUUGUGCGACUAGCAACUUCUGCAUUCUGAAUGCAGCUAAUCAUAUCAGGAGAGGGGAAGCUGAUUUGAUGCUUUGUGGUGGUUCUGAUGCACCAAUCAUCCCUAUUGGAUUGGGAGGUUUUGUGGCCUGCAGAGCUCUUUCACAGAGAAACAGUGAUCCAGCAAAAGCUUCUCGACCUUGGGAUGUGGAUCGGGAUGGAUUUGUUAUGGGAGAAGGGUCUGGUGUGCUUGUUUUGGAAGAACUUGAGCACGCAAAGCAAAGAGGUGCAGAAAUAUAUGCUGAAUUUCUAGGAGGAAGUUUCACAUGUGAUGCAUACCAUAUGACAGAGCCUCAUCCUGAAGGGAAAGGGGUAAUUCUUUGUAUUGAAAAAGCAUUAGCAGAUUCUGGAGUAACAAAGGAGGACAUUAACUAUAUAAAUGCUCAUGCAACAUCUACACAGAUGGGUGAUUUGAAGGAAUUUGAAGCUCUCAACUGUUGUUUUGGCCAGAAUCCUCAGAUACGAGUGAACUCAACGAAGUCGAUGACAGGCCAUCUGCUAGGAGCUGCCGGUGGAAUAGAAGCUGUUGCUGCUAUACAAGCUAUAAGGACAGGUUGGGUGCAUCCAAAUGUCAAUUUGGAUAAUCCAGAGAAAAAUGUGGAUGUCAGCAUGCUGGUGGGUCCACAGAAGGAAAGAUGUGAUGUGAAGGUGGCACUGUCGAACUCAUUUGGAUUUGGUGGGCACAACUCAUCGAUUUUGUUUGCACCAUUCAAGUGA
Molecule: messenger RNA, 1485 nt
Organism: Miscanthus lutarioriparius
Lineage: Eukaryota; Viridiplantae; Streptophyta; Magnoliopsida; Poales; Poaceae
Source: the annotation of a GenBank genome assembly